AUGACUUUGGAAAAACAAAUAUCCUUAUCAGUUACAUUGGUUUUUUGAUACCGUUUCAUCUGUUUGCAUCAUCGCAAUUCAGAAAGAUAUUUAGGUGGCCUCACUGUAACAAAAAUGAAUAGGAAUUUGAUAUUAUGUUAUUAAAAUUUUCCGGGUUAGAUAUAAUAGUUAUUAUAUUAAUAAUAUAUUAGAUAUAGUAGUUAUUAUAUAUUAGGUAUUAGAUAUAAUAGUUAUUAUAUUAAUAAUAUAGGUUAGGUUAUAUUAUCAUAUUAAUAAUAUAUUAUAAUAUAGGUGUUAAAUCUAAUUCAAUUAGUGUACAUAUGGCGAAACGAAACGAGCCGAAUACAAGAGGAAGCUCAAGUAAUGACUCAAACACUUCCGUUUCUUUGUUCAUCACAGGUCCAUUGUAGUCUCUGGCAGACAUCCUCCGAAGAAGUACAAUACCCACACGUCUUUAAACACCACCGAGACGUCUGCCUUAGAGCGUGAUGACAAGUUCAGUGUAGAAGCGCACACAAUCACGUACAACCGCACUCGCAAGGUUGCUCACAAACUUCGGAAAAACAUGAACUCUCGAGGAGUGGUCGCCGUUCAUUAUCACGGGGAUGGAGGUGAGAUCUCGUCGCGAGAUCAGAACGCUGGAAACGGGAAAAUUCGUCAUGGGAGCAGUACGUUCAAAGCUUGGAAACCGAGCGACUGGGUAACUGAUUCCGGCAUGAGCAAGCACUUCAGUAUGUCCGACGGGGCUCUCACCAUUUACGAGACAGGAUUGUAUUUAAUUUACGCGCAGAUUCAUUACAACGACGAUCACGACGAGAUUGGAUUUCACUUGGUAGUGAACGAUCAGCCUGUUCUUCAGUGUAUGAUCGACAAUUCAGGCCAUUCACGCAAUAUCAGCCAGACCUGUUUCUCGGCGCAACUGGCGCAUCUCAGGAAACACGACGUUCUAAUAUUCAAGGAGGCCAGCUCGCCGAGAUUCGUCAUUUUCGACCAAAAGAAUAGUUUCUUCGGGCUGGUGAAACUUGGAGAACUGAAGAAGCUGUAG
Messenger RNA from Heterotrigona itama, 1045 nucleotides. The record is from the annotation of a GenBank genome assembly. NCBI's taxonomy places the organism in Eukaryota, Metazoa, Arthropoda, Insecta, Hymenoptera, Apidae.